AUGUCGAGACCCUCUUCCCAGGAAUUGGUGACAAUCAAGGAUGUUGUGGUGGACUUCACUGAGGAGGAGUGGGGGCUCCUGGACCCUUCUCAGAAGGAGCUCUACAUGGAGGUCACGCUGGAGAAUGUCCAGAACCUGCUGUCCCUUGAAAUUGGACUGAGUGUUCAGUCACCUGAGCUCACCAAGUCUGCAUCCAUUAUGGUGUUGACUUGUGGAAAGACUUUCACACAGAGUGCCAGUCUUGCUGCACAUCAGAGAAUCCACACUGGAGAGAAACCUUUCAAAUGUAAUCAGUGUGGAAAGGCUUUCACACAGAGUGCCAGUCUUGCUGCACAUCAGAGAAUCCACACUGGAGAGAAACCUUUUAAAUGUCAUCAGUGUGGAAAGGCCUUUCUAUCCAGCUCCGAUCUUGCUAGACAUAAGAGAAUACACACUGGAGUGAAACCUUUUAAAUGUAAUCAAUGUGGAAAGGCUUUCGUACGGAGUGCCAAUCUUUCUUUGCAUCAGAGAAUCCACACUGGAGAGAAACCUUUUAAAUGUAAUCAGUGUGGAAAGGCUUUUAGAUUCUCGUCCAGUCGUGUUACACAUCAGAGAAUUCACACUGGAGAGAAACCUUUUAAAUGUAAUCAGUGUGGAAAGGCCUUUAUAUCCAGCUCCAAUCUUGUUACACAUCAGAGAAUCCACACUGGAGAGAAACCCUUUAAAUGUAAUCAGUGUGGAAAGACUUUCACACAGAGUACCAAUCUUGCAGAACAUCAGAGAAUCCACACUGGAGAACAACCUUUUAAAUGUAAUCAGUGUGGAAAGGUUUUCAAAUUCUCGUCCAGUCUUGUUAUACAUCAGAGAAUUCAAACUGGAGAGAAACCUUUUAAAUGUAAUCAGUGUGGAAAGGCUUUCAGAUUCUCAUCCAGUCUUGUUACACAUCAGAAAAUCCACACUGGAGAGAAACCUUUUAAAUGUAAUCAGUGUGGAAAGGCUUUUAUAUCCAGCUCCGAUCUUGCUAGACAUCAGAGAAUCCACACUGGAGUAAAACUUGUUAAAUGUAAUCAAUGUGGAAAGGCCUUUAUGUCCAGCUCCCAUCUUGUUACACAUCAAAGAAUCCACACUGGAGAGAAACCCUUUAAAUGUAAUCAGUGUGAAAAGGCUUUCAGAUUCUCAUCCAGUCUUGUUACACAUCAUAGAAUUCACACUGGAGAGAAACCUUUUAAAUGUAAUCAGUGUGAAAAGGCUUUUAUAUCCAGCUCCGAUCUUGCUAGACAUAGGAGAAUACACACUGGAAUGAAACUUUUUAAAUGUAAUCAGUGUGGAAAGGCCUUUCUAUUCAAUUCUGAUCUUGUUGCACAUCAGAGAAUCCACACUGGAGAGAAACCUUUUAAAUGUAAUCAGUGUGGAAAGGCUUUUAUAUCCAGCUCCGAUCUUGCUAGACAUCAUAGAAUCCACACUGGAGAGAAACCUUUUAAAUGUAACGAGUGUGGAAAGGCCUUUAUGUCCAGCUCCCAUCUUGUUACACAUCAGAGAAUCCACACUGGAGAGAAACCUUUUAAAUGUAAUCAGUGUGCAAAGACUUUCACCCGCAGUGACAGUCUUGCAGCCCAUCAGAGAAUCCACACUGGAGAGAAACCUUUUAAAUGUAAUCAGUGUGGAAAGGCUUUCACAUGGAAGUCCUAUCUUGCUUUACAUCAGAGAAUACACACUGGAGAGAAGCCUUUUAAAUGUAUUCAGUGUGGAAAGACUUUCACAUGCAGUGCCCGUCUUGUUGCACAUCAGAGAAUCCACACUGGAGACAAACUUUUUAAAUGUAAUCAAUGAGGAAAUGUUUUUAGAAACUAUUCCAUUUUUUCUGCCCAUCAGAGAAUUCACACUGGAGGAAACCUUUUAAAUGUAAUCAAUGUGGAAAGGCCUUUAUAUCCUGCUCCCAUCUUGCUAGACAUCACAGAAUCUGCACCUCAUUGAAACUUUUUUUUUUGAUGACUGUUGGUUUGUUUUUUUUUUUUUUUUUCUAUUUUGGAUAGAACAGUUUAGCAGUGAGAACUAUAUGAGCCAGAGGAUUGUUCCUCCUCUUAUUCUCUAAUCUAAAGUAAUAAGGAAGACAUUAUUACAGUAAUGAUCCAUGCAAUACAAUAGAAGGACUGAGAAAGCCUUGAAAAAUGUUUUAUUAGGUCCAUUACAGCUCAAAAAAGAAAAUAGGGCUUUGCCGAUUUGUUUCUUCACUUAUUUUUCUAUUUUUUGUAAAUUUAAAAAGGUCAUUUGAUUUCAUUUGUAUGAAUUUUAAAAUUAAAAAAGAAAU
Messenger RNA from Antechinus flavipes (yellow-footed antechinus), 2287 nucleotides. Its product is annotated as zinc finger protein 420-like. The coding region runs from base 1 to 1809 and encodes 602 amino acids. Gene Ontology annotation, molecular function: DNA-binding transcription repressor activity, RNA polymerase II-specific. Gene Ontology annotation, biological process: negative regulation of transcription by RNA polymerase II. Lineage: Eukaryota; Metazoa; Chordata; Mammalia; Dasyuromorphia; Dasyuridae. The transcript is spliced from 4 exons. The record is from RefSeq and is a predicted model, not a curated record.